AUGGUGAGUGACCUUGAAAAGCAAAGGGAAGCGAAUAUAGAACGCAAUCAGAAACUGCUGCGAGAUUUACAGCUUCAGGAAUUGAGCAAUGCCGCGUUUGGAGGCAGUCCAAAACCGAAAAAACCCGCCAGCCAAAGAUCUGUAAAGGCUGCUCAAGACAAAAAAAAGUCAACAGAGGAACUGCCGCGACGCAAAUCCCGCAGACUCGAGGGAGUGAAAAUUGAAGACGAAUAUGACGUCGCGAAGGCGCAAUUGGAGGACGAGGUCAAGCUGAAAGUAGAGCGAGAACGAGCAAGGAAAGAGGGCGAAAUUAAGCUUCAGCAGGUUGUGGGAGAAGGCAAAUGGGAGCAAGCUCUUGAUAUUCUGGGAAGUUUCGGCUCAAAAUUGUCCCAAGGCGACUUCUUCGACAGUAUCCCCGUAACCGAUAAGACCUUGGCUGCCGCUAGAGAGGAGUUCGCAAAUCUCACAUUGGACGAGCGAGACUUCAAGCUCACACAGGCACGUAUAUAUUCGAUUGCAUUUCACCCGUCAGCCGAGAAGCCAAUGGUUUUGGCAGGUGACAAAACCGGUGAAUUGGGAAUUUGGGACACCUCUAGACCCGACGACGAGGGGGUUUUGAGCUUCCAGACGCAUACCGGCUCAAUUGCAACAAUUCUUGUUGAUCCAGAGAACCCCACUCGGAUUUAUACUGCCUCUUAUGACGGCUCCGUCAGAAAAUUGGAGCUUCCGGCCGCGAAAAGUACCGAAGCGUUCAUCUACGACUCUAACCCCCAUGAUCCCAUCGGUGUUUCCGAUAUAGCGCUCGUGGAUACAAACACGUUAUACUACACCACUCUACAAGGUGAUUUUGGAAAAGUCGAUUUACGAGCAAGUACUCAAAAGCCUGCUCAAGAGUUGCAUGAAAAGAAGAUUGGUGGUUUUGCAGUAAACCCAAUGAAUCCAUAUCAAAUUGCAACAGCAAGCUUAGACCGAACGCUGAAGGUUUGGGACAUUCGUAACGAAAAGGUAGAGCUAUAUGGACAGUAUCACUCGAGAUUGAGUGUUAGUGCGGCUUCAUGGAACACUGCGGGCCAGAUUGUUUGCAAUGGGUAUGACGACACGGUCAAUGUUAUCGACAUUCCAAGCGAUUGGGAGAUGUCCGAAAACAUCGAGCUACAGCCUUCCGUACGCAUCAAACACAACUGUCAAACCGGUCGGUGGGUUUCCAUUUUCAAAGCCCGGUGGCACGAGAGACCGCGAGACGGCAUUCAGAAGUUCACUAUCGGUAAUAUGAAGCGUUACAUUGACGUAUUCUCUAAUACUGGGCAGCAAAUUGCCCAUCUGGAUGGGUACGGCAUGAGUGCAGUGCCAGCAGUCGUCCAAUUCCAUCGCACAGAGAACUGGCUUGCGGGGGGGACUGCCUCAGGAAAAAUUAAUCUAUUCAUGCCUUCGGACGCUAAAAAAGAAGUUAAAGACGAGUAA
Molecule: messenger RNA, 1461 nt
Organism: Wickerhamiella sorbophila
Lineage: Eukaryota; Fungi; Ascomycota; Dipodascomycetes; Dipodascales; Trichomonascaceae
Product: DNA damage-binding protein CMR1
Exons: 1
Coding region: 1-1461 (486 amino acids)
Biological process (GO): regulation of DNA damage checkpoint
Cellular component (GO): nucleus
Molecular function (GO): DNA binding; protein binding
Source: RefSeq, a predicted model, not a curated record